This is a messenger RNA of Phaeoacremonium minimum UCRPA7, 1080 nucleotides long. RefSeq names its product putative mitochondrial carrier protein leu5 protein. NCBI's taxonomy places the organism in Eukaryota, Fungi, Ascomycota, Sordariomycetes, Togniniales, Togniniaceae. Gene Ontology annotation, biological process: transmembrane transport. The transcript has 4 exons. The coding region runs from base 1 to 1080 and encodes 359 amino acids. The record is from RefSeq and is a predicted model, not a curated record.
AUGGCAGGCCCUGAGAAGCCCGGCCAGACCGCCGCCGGUCUCGUCGAAAGGAAGAAGGAGAAUGUCGCUAUCUGCCCCACCGACUCCGAGGCGGUAGUGCCCCAGAGGAAGAAGGUCGACAAGCAAAGUUUCGACUAUGUGUGGCGAUCGGGUGUCGCUGGCGGCUUUGCAGGUUGUGCUGCAAAGACAGUUGUAGCGCCACUCGAUCGAGUCAAGAUUCUAUUUCAGGCGAAUAAUCCACAGUUCAUAAAAUAUUCAGGAUCAUGGGCGGGAACGGCGAGGGCGAUGAUGGAUAUCUACGGCCAUGAGGGAGCGAUGGGGUUAUAUCGAGGACAUUCGGCAACUCUUCUCAGAGUUUUCCCCUAUGCGGCCAUCAAAUUCCUUGCUGGCGCCCUGGCUGGCGCGACAUCAGUCUUCUUCACGUAUCCGCUCGAGGUCAUCCGAGUGCGCCUGGCCUUCGAAACCAAGCGCGACAGUCGCUCGACUCUUGCAUCGAUAUGCAAGCGCAUAUACAACGAGCAACCGCUUCCCAAGAAACCAAAGACCAAACUGCACAACGCCCCAGCGACUGUUCGCGCCAUUGCAACGACAGCAGAGGCCACGGUUGACACCGCUGUGCCUCGGUCAGGCCUCACGAACUUCUACAGAGGCUUCACGCCAACGAUUCUCGGCAUGCUACCGUAUGCGGGCAUGUCUUUCCUAACACAUGACACAAUGGGAGAUCUACUACGCCAUCCGCUCGUAGCAGAAUGGACGACCCUGCCGCAGCGAGAAGACGCGCCAGCGGGCAAGGCCGCGCCUCUACGAUCGUGGGCGGAACUAUUCGCAGGAGGAACCGCGGGUUUGAUAUCACAGACUUGCUCAUACCCGCUGGAAGUCAUAAGACGACGGAUGCAGGUCGGUGGUGCCGUCGGAGAUGGCCAUCGGCUUCGCAUAAGCGAAACCGCGGCUCUCAUCAUGAAAGAGCGUGGAUUCCGGGGCUUCUUCGUGGGACUCACGAUUGGAUACGUGAAGGUGUUCCCCAUGGCGGCGGCGGCUUUCUACACGUACGAGCGCUCGAAGACAUGGUUUGGCAUCUAG